Messenger RNA from Zophobas morio, 1030 nucleotides. RefSeq names its product alpha-tocopherol transfer protein-like. Gene Ontology annotation, molecular function: phosphatidylinositol bisphosphate binding. The transcript is spliced from 6 exons. Bases 96 to 935 code for a protein of 279 amino acids. NCBI's taxonomy places the organism in Eukaryota, Metazoa, Arthropoda, Insecta, Coleoptera, Tenebrionidae. Gene Ontology annotation, cellular component: membrane. The record is from RefSeq and is a predicted model, not a curated record.
AUUUAUUUAUCUCCUUUAUCUUUCGAUAACUUUUCACAAGUCCGUGCAACAUAAUUAAAAAAAACGAAAACAAACUCAUUAUUUUCGCCAACAACAUGCCCUUAAAAUUCCCAGAAGCCGAAACAGUGUACCAACAACACCCAGAAUUGCGAAAACAGGACCUGGAAGUGUUACAACAAUGGUUAAAUUGGCAGCCACAUCUGCCACAGUUAAUCGAUAUUUCAGAAACCCAAAUAUUAUUUUUUCUUCAUAAUUGUUACAACGACGUAGAACGCACGAAAAUCGCCAUUGAACACUACUUUACCAUACGAAAUAUUUGUCCAGAAAUCCACAUUGCUCUGACCCCUGACGUUUUAAAAACCACGACUGCCACAGCGUUUGUGAAUAUUCUCCCCAAAACCACCCCCGAAGGUUACGCGAUUCUCAUGAUCAAACUCCUAGACGCAAGAGCGAAUAAUUUUAACUGCGUGAAUAACCUCAAUCUUGUCAAAAUGGUUUCAGCACUACAUGUACACCAAAAGAGUUUCCCAAAUGGAAAUGUCAUCCUCGUUGACAUGCACGGAUUUUCGUUUAGACAUUUAUUUAAAAUGAAUUUGCGUGCAGUAAAAUAUUCGCUGGAUCAUCUCAAGUAUAUUAGACUCAAAGGGAUCCACGUCAUGAACGCCAUUCCACUCACUGACCGGUUUAUAGCUUUGGUGAAGCCCUUCCUAAACAGUGAACUGUAUAAUAUGAUACACUGUCACUCUUCUAAUUCAGACACUUUGUAUAAAUACGUGCCGAAAGAGUGUCUACCUGAAGACUAUGGUGGCGAAUUGCCCCCAGUUAAAAUUUUAAGCGAGGAGUGUUUGCAGAAUAUGUUGGACAACUACGAGUUUUACGAGUGGCUGGAUAAGCAAAAGAUCGACGAGUCCAAGAGAACUGUGAAACACAAAUAGUAUAUAGUAUUAUCCGUUCACGAUCUUUAUAUAUUAUGAAAAUCUAGUAAGUUUGUUGGUAUUCCAUGCAAAAGAAUAAAAAUUCCCUGAGCUUU